AUGACUCAAUCUUCUCAAGAUGUCUCUUCUCCGAUGGAGAAAUCAUUCCGAUUCCUGGAACUUCCUCCGGAGCUCCGUAAUAUGGUUUAUGCCUGCGUUGUCGACAACCUGGGGGUCGACAAGGCUGACAAGGUACCGGAUCAAGACGUGGGCUGCCUCAUCACUACCUCUAGGCAAGUCCAUUAUGAGUUCCGGUCAAUCUACUGGAGCGCGGCAGCAGCAAAGGUUCCGCUCGAGCACCUGCCUGCUUUCGUGGAGACAUUUGCUUCUGCCUCGCACGCUAUCAAGGAACAGAUGCCCAAUGUGAAAUGGGAACUGAAGCCUGCCAUCGGACAGGACUUGUCUGACUGUUGCAGUAUAGAUGCUUGCGAAGAGCUUGCCAAAAUCGUUGACCUCGGUUUCAUAAACCUCGAUGGCUUACUAUCUCUGCGAUAUCGCUGUUCGACAUUCCCAAUCGGGGGAUGGUGGGAAGGAGAGUGGACUUGGCAGGUGAUUGUUCGAGGGCGAGGAAGUCAAGAUUUCGAACCGAUGAGGCACGGUAUCGUUGAGUUUUUCCACAAACUGUAUCUGGAAGACCCUGCAAGACAAAAGACAAAAGUCUUGAUGAUUAACGACAAUGGUAUUGUCACUGCAGCGUAUAAAGUCUUCUGGUCAGGGCAAAUAGGAGCCAUUGCUGUGAUCCAGACUGGACUCCCAUUGAAUAGGCGGCUAAAACUCGACUAG
Molecule: messenger RNA, 723 nt
Organism: Parastagonospora nodorum SN15
Lineage: Eukaryota; Fungi; Ascomycota; Dothideomycetes; Pleosporales; Phaeosphaeriaceae
Exons: 2
Coding region: 1-723 (240 amino acids)
Source: RefSeq, a predicted model, not a curated record